AUGGCAGCCACCUUCGCCCGCCAUCACAACUUCGACCAAAUCCCCACGUACAAUCACGGUAACGCCAUCGCGACCCCACAGCCUCCUUACGAUGCCUAUGCCGCGUCGCAUCAUCAUGUCGCAGUCCGCCACAGCAACAUGGCAGCCUAUUGCGAGCCUACCACCAGCGCUCAACAUGCUGCCAGUAUGAACGACAACGGGCAACAGCACGAGAAUAGCUACUCUCCAGACGACACGCCUGGAAAGCGCGAAAGUCUCCAGCAUGGCUUGGCUGGCCAACAUCACGGUUACAGGAUCCACAGCCCUACGUCCGAAGCAUCUUACAUCGGCAUCCAGCACAACUCGGCACGCGCACCCCUAAACAAUGACGCGCCCGACCGGCAAUUCGCUAUGCUCCCGCCUUCCAAUUCGAUACACGCUUCAUGGCAAGCCCUCCAUGAUUAUGCGCAAUCGCACGCCUCGGAAAACGGAUACGCGCUAUCUAUCAAUACGACAGCUAAGAACCGGUCGCGCAUCAAACUCGCCUGUGUCUGCUAUGGCCAACCAAAGAAUACCCACAAGCUUACAGCCGAGACGAGGGUCAGAAAGAAUAGGGUCAGCUAUAAGACAGGGUGCAAAAUGUGGAUCGAGGGCAAGAAACAGGACGACGGAACAUGGCUAUUGCGCGUCGGCGAACCACAACACAAUCAUCCCGGACGCGAGAGUGCUGGAUGGGCUGUACAACGGAAGAGGACAUGGGGUGUAGUAGGGGGUCGCAUCGGGGUGGGAGGCGUCACAGCGAAGGAAGAACUCGCCAAGUCGAGCCUGAUGGAUAACAAGGAUACCCUCGACGACGUGGACGCCGAAGCCGACGGCGACGAAGACACGAUCAGCGCAUCUACACAGGCACCAAAGAAGUCGCAACAUAGUCUCGAGCGAGGAGGUCUCGUGUGGAAGAUUGUCGAACAGGAGAUGCUACGAAAGGGCGAACCCAACCAGGGUCGCGACCGAGGCGUAGGAAGGACAGUCGAGGUGCUACAAGCAAGACUACCCGGCAUACACAUUUUCAAGCGCGACGUAUAUAACAUACGAGCGCAGAUAAAGAGGGCUCGGAAAGCAGCAGGCCAGCAAGUCGGCGACGGCCUCAACAGCUCAGACGACGAAGCUGAAGCCGACGCCGAAACCGAUCUCCACGACACCGUACAACUCAACGCUGAUACCAGUACUCAUCAAUCAACCCAACAAGCCGCUCCGCAGAGACAAAGCACAUACCACCACCCCACUUCUCGCGCCCUCAAACCGCCCGCACCCUUCCCGCUUGCCCGAAAAGAUUCACGCAUCGAUCCUCUACUAGACAGCCGUGGGCCACCACCACCACCACCGACGCCUUCCGAGGCCGUCGAUAUAGAAGUCGAUCAAUUGAGGCGGGAGAAUGCAGAGCUGAGACGAUUAUUGACGGAGCGGACGAAGCAGGAGAUCAAGGACAAGACUACGGAGAUGGCGGCACUGAAGAGUCAGGUUGAGCUGUUGAGUAAUAUGAUGAUGACGAGUGGGAGGGGGUUGAUUGGAGGGUAG
Messenger RNA from Alternaria rosae, 1554 nucleotides. RefSeq lists its product as uncharacterized. The record is from RefSeq and is a predicted model, not a curated record. The transcript has 2 exons. NCBI's taxonomy places the organism in Eukaryota, Fungi, Ascomycota, Dothideomycetes, Pleosporales, Pleosporaceae. The coding region runs from base 1 to 1554 and encodes 517 amino acids.